Cladocopium goreaui is the source of this 1299-nucleotide messenger RNA. NCBI's taxonomy places the organism in Eukaryota, Dinophyceae, Suessiales, Symbiodiniaceae. The record is from the annotation of a GenBank genome assembly.
AUGUCUGGAAUAGCUUUGUCCACGGACAAGCUUCAGCUGUGCCCAAGGGCCAGCCUGUCGGGUUUGCAUUUGCUUUGUCUGCGGACAAGCUGCAGCUACGCCUACGGGCUGGCUACCUUGGCCCGACAUGUGUGGCGCACUAGCUGCGUCUACGGACCAGCUGCGUCGACGGACCAGCCACGUCUGCGCCUACGGGCCAGCGGGCGCUUUGUAUCCGGCAUGGCGUUGCCUACGGGGGCUUUGUCUCCAACUCUUAAACCGAAAGCUGCGGUGGCUGAUGCAACCCUGGACAAGACCAAAGAGGGUGCCUCUGCUCCUGGGCAUCGCUUGGAUGGACAGGAUGGAAAGCGAUCGAAGGGAAGCGGGGCCGUCGCCAACAGGUGGGACUGGAAAGCAAAAGUUGAGAAGAACGUCCACAAGGAGACAUGGCACCUGAAGGAAAACCCCAAGUCGAAAGGUCAGCAGCAACCGCCAGAACCAGCGGUGCCUCCGCGAAGUAGUUCUUUGUCUAGCUGGUAUGACAAGCCCAGGUAUGAUUGGGACUAUGUGACCUUUCGAAGCGAUCGGGAGCGCUCGCAUCUUCGUGAUCGCGGGCAUUCCCGAUCUGGAGAGCGGCGACGCCGCCGAUCGCACUCGACAGAUCGACGGGAUCGUCGUCGCCGAGCGGGAAGCCGGGAGCGUGCGCGCUCCUCUGGUCGCAAUCGAGAGCGUGAGCGCUCGUCGGAUCGCAAUCGGGAGCGUGCGCGCUCGUCUGAUGGCCAUCGUCUGCGUGGGAAGGAGUCCGUGCGGGAUGCCACCCGCAGGCCACGGUGCGCCCAUGGUGACGAUGUGAGACUGGAGAAGGUAGCAUCUGCGUAUGCGUCCGGUGGAAGUCGAGACAAGAAAGAGGCACAAGCUGCCGGAAAAAGGGAUGCCAAGGAGAAAACAAACGACACGGAGACAAAGGAACCCCGCACAGACAAGGUGUUGCCGGAGCAGGAAGAGGAAGGCGGGUCUUCGGACUAUUCCUAUACGUAUGAGUCUUCGUCCACGGGCGAAGACGGUGCCAAGGAAACUCCAUCUGUGCCAGCCACAGAGAAGGCUCAGAACCUGGUCAGUGCCAAGACUGGCGCCGGAAAGAAACCUGGACCGGUGGCAAGUGCACCAGCACCCGUCGCUGCUGCAUCUGGUGCACCUGCGCUUGGCUCGAAGAAGCCUACGGGCAAGGUCGAAUCGGUGGAACGUUUGAGCCUGUUGUACAAUAGUUUCUUACGCACAGCUAUGGAAGCGGUGCACGGAAUGGAGUCUGGUGGCCAAUAG